Lepisosteus oculatus (spotted gar) is the source of this 2865-nucleotide messenger RNA. It is a transcript of the gene decr1, whose product is annotated as 2,4-dienoyl CoA reductase 1, mitochondrial. Gene Ontology annotation, molecular function: 2,4-dienoyl-CoA reductase (NADPH) activity. Gene Ontology annotation, cellular component: mitochondrion. Gene Ontology annotation, biological process: fatty acid beta-oxidation. NCBI's taxonomy places the organism in Eukaryota, Metazoa, Chordata, Actinopteri, Semionotiformes, Lepisosteidae. The record is from RefSeq and is a predicted model, not a curated record.
GAAAGUCUUUGCAAAACCUAAGGUCGUGUUAGAGUUUGCGAAACAUGGCUGCGGCAUAUUUAUGUAGACUUAAUCCUUUUUCACUUAAUACCAAUUCAGUUUCAGCCUUAGCCUUCAGAUAUGGCAUGCACAGAAAGUUUUUCAGCAGUGGGACGAAAGCGCUGUGCCAGAGCAGCGCCCAUCCGCAGGCUGCGUUCUUCCCCCCUGCUGAAGGACCGAUGCUGCCCCCCGGUUCCUUCAAGAACAAAGUCGCCUUCAUCACGGGAGGGGGCACCGGGCUGGGCAAGGGCAUGGCGGCCACCCUCUCCGCCCUGGGUGCGGAGUGCGUUAUUGCGAGCAGAAAGUUGGAUGUCUUGAAGCAAACGGCUGAGGAAAUUACAAAACAGACAGGAAACAAGGUGCACGCUGUACAGUGCGAUGUGAGGGACCCAGUGUCUGUACAAGCUGCUGUCGCUGAGCUCGUCAAGGUCGCAGGCCUUCCUGAUGUGGUAAUAAAUAAUGCUGCAGGCAAUUUCAUCUCUCCGUCUGAGGGCCUGUCUCCCAACGCUUGGAGAACCAUAACGGAUAUCGUUCUGAAUGGCACUGCGUAUGUGACCCUCGAGCUGGGGAAACAGCUUAUAAAAGCAGAGAAAGGUGCAGCUUUCUUGGCAAUAACAACAAUCUAUGCAGAGAGUGGCUCGGGGUUUGUGGUCCCAAGUGCCUCAGCCAAGGCAGGAGUUGAAACCAUGUGCAAGUCACUUGCUGCAGAAUGGGGGAGAUACGGUAUGAGAUUUAAUGUGAUUCAGCCCGGGCCAAUAAAAACUAAGGGUGCUUUCAGCCGUUUAGACCCAGCUGGAAUGUUUGAGAAAGCAAUGCUGGAGAAGAUACCCACUGGUCGCUUGGGCACUCCAGGAGAAAUAGCCAACCUUGCUGCAUACCUAUGCAGUGACUAUGCCACCUGGGUGACUGGCGCGGUUAUUAGAAUGGAUGGUGGGGAAUAUGUCUCAAUGGCAGGUGAAUUUAAUGACUUGAAGAAGGUUACGAAGGAUCAGUGGGCCACGCUUGAAGCGAUGAUCAGAAAAACAAGGGGAUCAUAAAAUAUGAGCCUUUUAGUUGACAAGAAAAAAAUAAUAUUGGAAAUUUGACACUAGCCAAGGUUUGCAUGCAUUUGCACCAACAGCAUUGAUUUUGUAGUAUUUUAAAAAAAAUAAAUCCUGUUGCUUCUUCAAGGGCUCAUAUUGGUUUGAAGUAACCUUGAGAUCCAUUCUAUGUAUAAACAAUUGUAACUUUAUCUUAUCUGGAAAUGACUUUAGACUCCUGAUUGCUUUCAUUUUAGAGGCAUAAAAGCCAGAAAUGCAAUUUCUUGUCUAGAAGAUGCUUCACGUUCCUUUAAUGGAAAGCAGUUCCCAACAUUUGGGACCUUCUUAGAGUCAUUAUAUCCUCUAUAAUUCCAGAGUAUUUUUCUAACCAGCAAAAUGGAUGCGUAUUACAAGUUUAUAUAGAAUCCAAUAAUGUAGUUAAAGGGGGAAAAAGCACCACAAAGAAGUACUUCUCUAUAUAAAUAUUUGUCUCAGAAAUUAAUCAUCCAUAGUCUCUGUCAACAAGAUAUUCAAUAAAUUGCUUAAUGCUGAAAUUCCUGUCCAUUAAAUUGUGUUUUUCCAUAGUUUUCAAAAAUCAUAAAAGACCUUGCUUUUGUUUUUUUGGAAGAAAAAGCUUCAUAAUUUGCCAUAUAGAGCAGCUACAUGUAUCAAUAUGUUACAGUAUAAGUUGAUUUAAAAAAGCUGUUGUCACAGAUUAAUUUUAUUACAUUACAUUUUAUUACAAGUUAUUACAUCCUUAUAACAUUUUUAAUUAGGACUUUGAUUCCACAGUGUUCUGUAAUAUGGUUAAUUGUAAUUGAUGUUCAUGAAUGGAGACACAGUAUAGGUUUAAUAAAAUUUAUAUUAUUAUUAUCCAGUGAAGAUGAAUUUGCCAUUAACAUUUUUACUCUAGGUUAAUUUAAUUCUUUAAUUCUUCACUUAAGUGGAUCUGGUAAGCCAUAAUGAAUAUAAUUAUUUUGAUUCAGAGUUUUUUACAGUCCGUCAGUUGGUUCGAAUCUGCAAAAAGAUUGUGCUUUUUUUAAAAGCCAGUCACACACAUUGGCUUUGUAGCCCAGAGCAGGUUUUUUUUUAUUUUUUUUAUGGUGACUGAAAGAGUAGUUUCUGUGCUGUGUUGCAGUUUGUAAGGUUUUAUAAGCAGGCUUAAAUGGUCAAUGAGCAGGGAUCUGAGAGGGUUGUCAAGUCUUCCUAAUUAAACAAUGUCUUUAUCUACAGUAUAAGCGUUUCAACCACUUUAGCCAUUAACAGCUGGAAUGAAGCAAGAAAACAACAGCUUUACAGAGCCAGGGUUAUCAAUACCCGUGCUAAUUCAAAGUACCUGUUUUUGUUUGAUAGUCUUCAACAAUAGCAGUUUUAGAGAAGCCUGUUCAUUCUUUUUCUUUUAUUUGGUCAUGAGAAACAAGAGAAGGUCAUUUGGCUGCUAAUCGCUGGUUGAUGUGAGGAUCUUAUCCAGCUGCUCCCUAAAAGAAGCUGGGGUAUUAGCUUUGACAACACGGCUGGGGACUUGUUCCAGCAAUGUAAAAGAUCUUUCUCAGUUUGUAUGGUCACUUUUAUUGUACUUGUAAAUUGUGUGAGGUCUGCGUCAUUUAUGGACUUUAAUCUUAACAUUUAGCUAAAUGAUCAUAUCGUUUUCAGGUGAUGUUCAAUGCAAUGAAUGCUGGACGGUUUUCGACUGCAGUUCUAGCAGUAUUGCAGUUCUGUCAAUCAAAGCAAUGUUUUCGAUUUGCCUGUAUAGCUCAUAAAUGAUUGUUUUAUAGCUUUUACUUUAAUAAACUAUUGUUCUAUGGUU